AUGCUCCUGGACGACCAGUCAGCCAUCAACUGCACCAUCGACAUCGGGCGCGCCGGCUUUCGCUGCUGCCUCGCCGCAGCGGGGACAUGGGUCAACGACGUGACCUGCACGUUCCGUGAGCAGCCGGCCCUUAGCGGGUCAUCGGACAACGCCAUGGCCCAGCGCCUAGCCGACUGGAACAGGUGCCUCGCGACCGAGGCGGCAGGCAACGAAACGCUCACCGACAUGCUCGCCGCCGCAGGCCAGGUGUGCUUCGCGGCGCCCGGCUCGACGAGGUACCUGCGCGGCGCGAUACUCGGCCUCCUCACCGGGGUUGGCAUUGUGCUCGCACUGGCCGCCGCCGCUCUUGCUUACUGGACAUGGCUGGAUUGGCGCAGCCGCCCGCCGAAGAGAGACGAGACGGCCGGCUUCAACGCGGGCUCCGAGGACAUGGAGAUGGAGAGCACGGCCCUCCUCACCGCUGUCAACUCGGAGCGCGGCGACGAGGACUGGUACAAGGAUCGUCACAGGCGGCGCAGCGGGGAGAGUGGCAGGGCGUAG
Messenger RNA from Vanrija pseudolonga, 540 nucleotides. RefSeq lists its product as uncharacterized. The coding region runs from base 1 to 540 and encodes 179 amino acids. The transcript is spliced from 2 exons. Lineage: Eukaryota; Fungi; Basidiomycota; Tremellomycetes; Trichosporonales; Trichosporonaceae. The record is from RefSeq and is a predicted model, not a curated record.